Messenger RNA from Symbiodinium sp. CCMP2592, 1830 nucleotides. Lineage: Eukaryota; Dinophyceae; Suessiales; Symbiodiniaceae. The record is from the annotation of a GenBank genome assembly.
AUGUCGGCAAACAGUGAAGAGGUUUUUGAGCGGGAUGAAGACAUGUCGUCCUGGAGUUCGGCGUUCGCGCCGGUGAAGAAGAGACACUCCACGACACAGGAGCGCAGGCGAUGUGACAAAGAAGAGACCAAGAAGCGAAAGAAGAAAGAGAGGAAGUCGGCAUCAGUCCCGGAAGAUGCCGACAAUCGGGCAGAGCAGUUGCCCUCCUCCAGCUACACCGCCCGAGACCCUCAGGAGCAGGAGGGUUCAGCCCACGAAGGGCUUCCCGCCAACUUGGGCAGGUGGGUCUUCCAUGCCUCUUGGGAACCGACAGAAGAAGGAGACCAGCCGGAAGCGCCUCCCAAACGCAGUCCGGGGAGAGCAGCUGCGAAGAUGCUGGUUCGCGCCGGCCUUCGCUGUAAAUGUCAUUUCGCUCUCGACUGCCAAUGCAGUGACGUGCAGGGCUGGGAGAGUUUCCUGCGUGAGCAAGACGCACCCUCGCAGAAGCCUAUGAUGUUUAUGCUACUCGAGCCGGCUCAAGAGCUUUCAGUUUUCACCUUCGUUUCACCCUCCGUCUCACAAUGGUGUCGCAGAGACGACUCCGACUCCUCUGACAGUGAGGAGAUGAUUCCGACGAUCUACGGGCUCAUGCCCAUGAGGCGAAAAGCUAAGAAGAACCGCAAGCACAAGAAGAGAAAAGAGUCCAAAAGAGACCGACGCACCAAGAAGAAGGCGUCGAAGAAGCGCGCACCCAAGGCAAAGAAGAGCUCGUACAGCUCUGAAUCCUCCUCGUCCUCGUCUUCGCCGGAACGCCGCCGCCACAAGCGCAAGGAGCGUGCGGAAGCCGCUCCCUCGAGCCACAAGGGGGAGUCUUACCACACACCGUCCUUUACGAAGGACCAUUCCUUUGGAAGUGGCAAAUGGGGCGGACAGAGCUCCGGGUGGAAGCAGCCAGGCUGGCACUCGAACAAACAAUGGCAAGCCAAGUCUUGGCAGCCCAGAGGCUCCGGCAAGCCCUGGAACACUUGGACGGCGCAUGAGAAGGGUUACCAGUGGAAGCUCCCCGAACAGGAAGAAGAAGCCGAAGAUAGGGAGGAAGCUUCCAUGCAGGAAGCACUCAUGAAGAGUGCAAUGGAGGAGGCGUGGUCCGACCGCACUCGGACUUUGUCCUACAGUGAACUCCCGGCGGAUCAGCGCGGCCCCCCCUACAAAGAAGUCAUGGAGAAUGUGGAAGCUGAUGACAUCGAGCGCAUGGCCGCGCGGAUCAAGGAGCACUCCCGCCUCCCGGAGGCAAUGAUCAACUAUGUGUCCCGGUUCCUGGCCUCCCUCCCCGACGGGACGCUGCCGCAAGAGUUGAAAUGGGCGCAGCAUUCAGGAUCGCAUUUCUCCGCCUCGAUCCUCGAACUGGAGCUUAAACCCGACAUCGCCGCGCCGGAGCAGCUCCAGAUCCCGGACCCCGUCCACUCGCAGAGUCUGACGGCCGCUCACGGCACGAAGUGGUCCUCGGCUCACGGCAUUUUGAGCCAAAAGAUCAUCCGCCCUCAAGCAGCUCAGACCGACCAGUACCCGCCAUACGGGUUCUUCGCCCGUGGCAGCUGCGAGCAGUACUCCUCGCACACGGCAAUGAAGGCCCUGGAAGGGGUUGCGAGGAAAGCAAAGGCCUCGGGAAGUGGCAUCGCAAUUUUGGUGUCCGCAAGGGCACACGCGGUCCAACUCUUGGAAGGAGGCGUGGGCAAGCUUCAUGCAGCUUGCAGAAGAGACUGGGCGGCGCGAUCCUCAUCGGACCAAAGUCUGUGCAUCAGGUCGGAGGGCGCGACCAUAAAGGCCGUGGCGUUCAUGUGGCCGCGGUAG